Oldenlandia corymbosa var. corymbosa is the source of this 2863-nucleotide messenger RNA. The record is from the annotation of a GenBank genome assembly. NCBI's taxonomy places the organism in Eukaryota, Viridiplantae, Streptophyta, Magnoliopsida, Gentianales, Rubiaceae.
GGGAAAAAAAAAGGUAAAAACACAAAAGAACAGGGUAAAUAUGUACUUGAACAAAAACCCUUGCUUUCAGAAACCGGCGUGAACCUCUCUUCUAAAACCCCCAUUCUCCAUACUCCAUUGUUCUGCUUCUCUUCUUGGAGCUCUGAGGUCUAAGAAUGUCAGCUUUCAAACACCUUCUGAAUCGAGCCCACCUCUACUCGCAAUAUUGCUCCACCAAAACCACUCGACCGGAGUUAUCUUUCCUCCUCUAUCUCCGACCCUUUUCUUCAUCUCCGCCGGAGACCACAUCGCCUCCCCCGGAGGCGAACGAUCUGAAUUCGAACCGAAGAACGCCCAUAUCUAUUCAACCCGUCUCGUAUGCAAUUAAGAAACCCGAGAAUCCGCCACCAGCCAAUGCUGAAUCCCAAGCGCAAGGCCCAGCUGCCCAAUCACAACCAUUGCAUCCUCCUGAAACAGUUAAUCGACCGGGUAAUGAUGUUAGACCCGAAAAUAUUCGGGCAUGGACUCGGGAGGAUUUCCGGUAUGUUAAGGAUGUUCCAAAUGUCUCUCCGAUAUCAUACCCAACCCGUGUUGCCCCUUUGCCGGAGGACCGCGUGGCAACUGAGGAAGGUCAGGAGGGCGAUGGGAGAAAUGUAGAACAAGGAAGAAAUGAUGAAUUGGAAAGAGAAAGGAGGAGAAUUGAUGCAGAGAACCAGAGCAUGAUGAUGAGGAGGAACUUCAGUGUUGAGGGGGAAAAAGUUCCAUUUCCAACUCUGAUUAGGUCGGAGCAGGCGAAAAAGAAAGAGAAGAUUAUGUAUGAUCUUAAGGAAGCCAUUCGCUUUGUGAAGGCUAAUGCAAAAUGUAAUUUUGAAGAAACUGUUGAAGCACAUGUCAAAUUGACACCUGAACUGCGGAAGAGCCAUUUGAAUCUUACUGGGUCAGUUCUGCUCCCGCAUGGUUGUGGAAAGAAAUUCCAAAUUGCUGUCUUUGCUGAAGGAGAUGCUGCAGAGGAAGCUAGAGAAGCUGGGGCUGCUUGCGUCGGUGGAAAAGAUCUUGUAGACAGAAUAAAAAGUGGGGAGGUGAAAUUUAAGUUUGACAAAUGUUUUGCAACCCAUGAUAUGAUGGUUCAUGUGAAGAAGAUUGGAAAAUUUCUUAAGCGUGGGAUGAUGCCAAAUCCUGAACAUGGAACUUUGACAGAUGAUAUGUCUAAGGCAGUUAGAGAUGCAAUAACUAAACAUAUUAUCUUCCAAAAAGAUAAAUCUGCAAUUGUGCAUGUUCCGCUUGGAAAGGUGACUUAUUCGGAGGAUGCAAUACGGGAAAAUAUAGGUGCCUUUGCCAAUGCGCUAUUGCAUGCUAAACCAGCUGGGUUGAAGAAGAGUAAGUACACUCGAUCCUUCCAAAAAAAUGUGUCGUAUUGUUAGGUUGUUUUGAUGGUAUUUUCAAAAUAUUUAAAUAAUAAUUGUCUCAUCCCAGCAUAUCUUUUUACAUUUCCAAUACACUUUUUUACAUUUCCAAUACAAAAAACACCUAAAAACAUACACUAAAAAAACAAAACAAACAUACCCUUAUCUUUCCACCCACAAAUGUCUCUCAGUCUAAUGCUACCAUGCUGGGCUCAAUUUAGUUAGUGUUGUUUUUCUUUUUCUGAUAACUAGAGUAUCCUUCAAACUAUCGUGAAUUCCACUCAGGGUUAAGGAGGAACUUCUUUUGGUAUUGAAGAGGUUGUUCAAGAAGGUUGUCUGAUAAGAUAGAUUAUCAUGUGGGCAUGUGUUUUUGUUUAACCACUUGGUAUGAAAAAAUCAUUUAAUGCGCCAUUGACUGCAUGCUUUUUCGUACAAUGCAGCUUCAAAAUAUGCUGGUUAUAUUAGCACAUUCCAUAUCUGUAGCACGGUAAGCCCAAGAAUCUAUGUUAUCGACAUUUUUCAUUUUAUGGUGAUGAUUAAUUUGUUUCUGUGCAGUGUUUUUGAAAACCAGAUAAUUAAGGAAGUGAACUAAUUGUUUGGGUAUCUGAUAUUACAGAUGGGUCCAUCGGUGCCUGUAACCAUACAAUCAGUUUCAAUGGCAGUCGAUAGAUACAACAAGUUGCGAAUGCUUGCGUAGUCUCCAUAGCUUGAAACUGAUUCGGUAGUUUAACCCCAAUUAUCGCACUCGAUGGAGUCUCGAAGCACAAAGGCCAACGAGGCAUGCUGGCAAAGUUGUCAAAAUGAAACAUCAAUGGAAGAACAUUCUUUUCCAGAUCGUUUUUUGACCAUCAAAUGCAAAUGCAGAGUCAAUUGUAUUUCUCUGAAAGUAAUUGCCAAUGAAUGACAAUUUUGCAUGAGAAUCCUUGUAUAAAAGUGGUAGGAUUAUUCGUUCCUGGACUACUAUUGAAUUUGCUGAGAUGCCCUUAAGAUUCAGAUGGGAAGGCAAUGUAUCCGAACUACUAUACCACCUCCAAUCCACCUUUCAUGUUGAAGACAAUAAUACCAAUCUUUCUCACUUUCUGGGAAUUUUUUCCUUCACUUCAACCAUCUUUCAGAGUUCGGACUAAAAAGAAAACUCUAUUCAACUUGAAGCUUGUUAUUCACAAUCGUUUUUCCAUUUUGGUAUAUUUUAGUCUUUAUUUCCACUUCAGAUUCCAAUGUGAAGUAUAGUGGCAUGUAGCCAUGACAAUAUACUCAUUACACGCGAUCUCAUUGGACUCCCCUGUUGUGACAAGUAAAAAUAAUAUAUCCAAUAUUUCGAUCGAGAGAGACUAUUUAAGUAGUAUCACUCAAAAUGCAUUGGCUCAUCAAUGAUGUAUUGAUGCAAAAUUAUUGAAAACAUUUAUGAAAUUGUAGGAAAAUAGGUUGAAAUUUUGAAGAAUGUGAUGAAAAUAGCCUAAAAGCUACAGAGUGAAGAGCCG